Molecule: messenger RNA, 2646 nt
Organism: Fusarium vanettenii 77-13-4
Lineage: Eukaryota; Fungi; Ascomycota; Sordariomycetes; Hypocreales; Nectriaceae
Exons: 8
Coding region: 1-2646 (881 amino acids)
Biological process (GO): protein phosphorylation; intracellular signal transduction
Cellular component (GO): cytoplasm
Molecular function (GO): ATP binding; protein serine/threonine kinase activity
Source: RefSeq, a predicted model, not a curated record
AUGCAGGCCGUCAAAGGACAGGCUGAGCUGGUGCGCAAGGCCAAGCUUGCCCGCUCGUAUCAGGAGCUUCUCGAUGAAUUCUCCAGCAAGGAUCUCAAAUCCGUCGGCUCCUAUACUCUUGGUCGGUUGAUUGGAAAGGGAUCGUUUGGCAAGGUUUACCUCGCCUCCCACAAGCUCACCAAUGGCUCCAAGGUCGUCCUCAAGUCCGCCAACAAGGGCGACUCCAACCUUGCCCGGGAGAUCCAUCACCAUCGACAGUUUAUACAUCCGCACAUUGCGAGGUUGUACGAGGUCAUCGUGACGGAGAACAUGGUUUGGAUGGUUCUCGAGUACUGUUCCGGCGACGAACUCUACAAUCACCUCCUCGAACACGGUCCGCUACCCGUCCAAAAAGUCCAAAAGAUCUUUACACAGCUCGUCGGCGCCGUCUGCUACGUCCACAACCACUCGUGCGUUCACCGCGAUCUCAAGCUCGAAAAUAUUCUCUUCGACAAACAUGAAAAUGUCAAGCUGGUCGACUUUGGGUUCACAAGAGAGUAUGAGGGUAGGACCAACCACCUCCAGACUUUUUGCGGUACCAUUUGCUAUUCAGCACCCGAGAUGCUCAAGGGCGAGAAAUAUGCUGGCGAAAAGGUGGAUGUUUGGAGUCUCGGUGUAAUUCUAUAUGCUCUACUCUGCGGCGAGCUUCCCUUCGACGACGAUGACGAUAACGUUACCCGAACCAAGAUCCUGACCGAGGAACCCAAAUUUCCCGAUCAUCUUCCAGCCGAUGCGGUUCCGCUUAUCAAGGCACUCUUGUCCAAGAGGCCGCUCCUACGUCCAACAUUGCCAGACAUCCUCGCCGACCCGUUCCUCGCCGAGCACGCCCCUACCCAGCGAGCCAUUCUCGAUGUCCAGCAAUCGCCUCCCUUCUCGACUCCCCUGGAGAAGGAUUGUUUACAGAGGAUGCGAAGCGCAGGUGUCAACAUUGACGCCGUAAUCGAAAGUGUGCUCGCUCAAAAGUGCGAUACUCUUGCAGGAUGGUGGGCUCUCCUUCUCGAAAAGGAGCAGCGCAAGAUGCGGAGAAAGGAGGCGAAGAGGAAAGAGAGGGAGGCUGAAAGCCGCAGCAUACGACGUUUGUCCGCAGCAUCGAGCCGAUUGGAACGGAUAGCUCCCAUCCUACAUGAGGUGGACGAGGCUAAUGGCAUGUCACGACACAUGAGGCUAGAGCACUCGGGAUCAGGAUCACGAAGUCGAGGGAGGAGCGAGCGGAGGAGCGCCCAUUACGUGGAUUAUGUGGUAUCGGAUCUCCCUCAACUACUCGAAGUUGGAAAAGAACCAGGAGGAGCAAACGCCGACGGUGAUCAUCCUCCUCCGCCCAUCGACAAGGAUUCGAUCAGAUCAGUUUCGACCUCUCGACAGCGCCGGCCCAUUCCACCUCCUAAGGAGGGCCUAAUACGCAGUGCUCGAUCACGGGGCUCGACUCUUCAUCUGGUUACGACAUCGGAUGCACUGGGGACGGAUGGUGGCAGUGCUCAGAGCCAGCAGAGCCAGGCAAGCGGUUCCGAAAAGACACGGAGGAAGCCCAGCCUCGCAUUCAUAACCCACUGGAAGAAUAUGACACACUGGUUGGCUGAAAACACGACGAGGAGGAGCAAACGUGGGCACGAGAGGCGGACAAGUCGGAGCACACCCGACCUGCAUAAGAAAGAGGGCAGUGCCACCAGCACCGGGCUGCCCAAGGGAGUCGUGGCUAACGGCCAUGUCGCGAGGACACAUCAGGCCAGCAGCAGUGUUCAGAGGACAGCCUCAGGAGGGUUGACAUCUCCUACCUACCCCCCGCCACGUAUCACUACGGGAUCGUCGUACAAGCGACAGUCGUUGUCACCCUCGCCCCUGACCCCGAGGUCGACGAUUCGGCGGUCGUCAGCUGGACUGCGAGGCCGAAAGUCAACAUCAUCAUCUGUGUCGUCGGUUCGAUCGAUCCACCAUCAUCAUCAUUCCCACUCAAAGGCAUCGUCCACCAGCUCAGCGGCUUCUUUUUCUACAUCCAUGUCGAAAACGCCUCUUCAGCGAGGCCAUUCACCUCAUCAUUCUGUCAAGGUUCUACCAGCAACACCUACUUCUGUGUCGUUUCCAUCAAAUAUCCGUCUUGUUCGAGCGACACCACCUCCAUUGAGCAUCUUUAACGAAGGUAUGCCAUCUGGUCCCCCGCAGGCACCCGGAUCACCGAACCCCUUCUCUUCUGGCAUCAUGUUUGCCAAGCGGAAACGCAACUUAUUCAAGGGGCCGACACUUAACUUUGCUGGAUCUUCACAAGGACAACGCAACAGUGGAUCCGGUUCGCAUUCCCGAAGUGCGAGUGCCUCUGGACUGGGACGUCGAUCUGGAGAAAUCACCAUUCAAGAGGAGGAUGAGGGAUCCGGAGAGGACGAUGAUAUCGAAGAAGUCGAUGUCUUUAGUCCGGUCAUUGGGGGUCCAGGGGAAAAGAUCGAAGAGCAGAUCUUUGAAGAGCAUGAAACACCAAAACUGGAACCGGCGCCCACCAUCAUCGAGAAGAGGCCAGAGAGAAACGAGAUCGCUGAAACCGAUAAAGAUGAGGACGGCGGCGAGGAAAGCGAGGGGGGGACUUUACCCGAGGAUCAAAGACAGACUAGAAGCGAGUGA